AUGGAUAGAGUGAUUUCUCCCAUUAACCUAGCGGUGAAGUCCAACAAGCAGAUAGCACAAUCACCGGAGAGUUUACCGGCGUGUUGGCUGAGAACGCAGAUUAAUGCGCAGAGGAGAGCGGCGAGGAUGACAACGAAGUCGCCGACCACCGUAUUCUCCGCCGCUUCCUUAGUGCAACCACCGUAUUUGCUUUUUAUUUCCAUCAGAAAUUCAGAUCUAAAGGAUGGGCUUGAAUGGAAAUGGACUUUAAGCUGGAUGAGACCUCUGCGGCCCCGUGAUGAGCAAGAAUUACCCAUGCUACACGAGUUGCUACAAGUUGUAAACCUAUCCCCAGGUGACUCUGACACUCUCAUAUGGACUCCACUUAAGAAAGGAUGCUUCUCAGUCAAGUCUUUCAGCCUUGAACUUACGAAAAGUGACGUAAUCUGCCCUCAAAAAUCUUUCGCAAGCCUAUGGAAAGGGCUAGUACCGUACAGGGUUGAAAUUUUUGUAUGGCUUGCUCUCCAACAGAAGCUCAACACAAAAGAUAAGCUAUGUCGAUUUGGUAUCAUGGAUCCAUCUCUAAUGCAAGCACCACACUCCCGCGCCAUCUCAACCCCCAAACAAAUAUGGUGCCCACCUCCCCCAUCCUUGUUCAAAUGGAAUGUUGAUGCAUCGUUAAAACUCACUGAGUCAAAGUCAGCUAUAGAAGGAGUCCUAAGGAACCACCAAGUGGAUUUCAUGUGCCUUUUCUUGAGUCCAAUACCAUUUAUGGAGAUAAACCAUGCUGAAACGUUCUCCAUUUAUAGAGCACUGAAAAUAUCAAGAUCAAUCGAAUGGAUUAAACAAAGCAGAAUCAUUGUUGAAUCAGACUCGGCAAAUGCAGUCCUGCGGUGCAACGACGACAAUAACGGCCCGUGGAACCUGAAUUUUAUUAUCAACUUCAUACGUUGUGAAAUGAAAACCGGACAGGGGAUUGAAAUCACAUACAAGGGUAGGGAUACAAAUAUGGUGGCUGACUCAUUGGCGAAACGUGGACUCACGAGACAUGAUGAAUUCAUAGCCUGA
This is a messenger RNA of Spinacia oleracea (spinach), 1047 nucleotides long. RefSeq lists its product as uncharacterized. The transcript is spliced from 4 exons. The record is from RefSeq and is a predicted model, not a curated record. The coding region runs from base 1 to 1047 and encodes 348 amino acids. Gene Ontology annotation, molecular function: nucleic acid binding; RNA-DNA hybrid ribonuclease activity. NCBI's taxonomy places the organism in Eukaryota, Viridiplantae, Streptophyta, Magnoliopsida, Caryophyllales, Amaranthaceae.